UAACGUUUGUAGAAUUUUUAUUUGACAAAUAUGAAUUGAAGUGGAAAGUUGACGCGUAACAUAUUUUUUUCAUUAUUUAGUAGAAAUGCAAUCAAUCUAAUUAUCAAUGUGAAUUGGGACGUGUAAUGUGUGUUAUUGUAUAAUUAUAGUGUAGUUUUAUUUAAUUACGUUGCAAUCCAUCCCUUUAAUUAUAAAAUUUUGAGAAUGAGUACGAAUUAGAACUACUUAGCCUUUGUCCCUUUUAGUUUGUCCAAAGGACCUGCAAUAUGGGUUUGCUUAUUUCGAAAAUUUGGAGCUUGUUCGGUAAUGAAGAACAUAAGCUUGUAUUAGUGGGGCUCGACAAUGCUGGGAAGACCACAAUCCUGUAUCAGCUGCUACUUGGUGAAGCCGUACACACGAGGCCCACGAUAGGGUCAAAUGUAGAGGAAGUUGUGUGGCGGAAUCUACGUUUUGUCAUGUGGGACCUUGGAGGACAACAGAGCUUGCGAUCAGCGUGGAAUACUUAUUACACAAAUAGUGAGUUUGUGAUAAUGGUGAUCGACUCGACGGACCGGCAGCGGCUUAGCAUCAGUCGCGAGGAGCUCCAUCGUAUGCUAACACAUGAGGAACUCAGCAAGGCUUGUUUACUCGUUUUUGCUAAUAAACAGGACGUCAAGGGGUCGAUGACGGCGGCGGAAAUAUCAGAACAAUUGGAUUUAACGUCAAUCAAACAACAUCCGUGGCACAUACAGGCGUGCUGUGCGCUCACCGGUGAAGGGUUGCACUUAGGAUUAGAAUGGAUCGCAAGUAGAAUAAAAAAGAAAUGAGCGGUGACGAGUCCAGCGAAGCGUAAUUUAAUGUUGGUACCUCUUGACUAUUGUUAACGUUGCAUAAUUUUUCGAUCACACGGAUUUCUAUUUUUUAAAUGAUGAUUUUUACAAAAGUGAAAUGAAUUUUAACUCUUAACUUAUACUUUUGCGAUAUUUUCUAACGAUUAAGAAUCUAUGUAUGUUAUUUGGAAUGAAUGAGAUGUAAAUGUAAUAAUAAAUAAAACAAUUUCUAAUAUGUU
This is a messenger RNA of Manduca sexta (tobacco hornworm), 1048 nucleotides long. RefSeq names its product ADP-ribosylation factor-like protein 5B (gene Arl5). Bases 267 to 806 code for a protein of 179 amino acids. The transcript has 5 exons. Lineage: Eukaryota; Metazoa; Arthropoda; Insecta; Lepidoptera; Sphingidae. Gene Ontology annotation, molecular function: GTPase activity; GTP binding. Gene Ontology annotation, cellular component: cytoplasm; trans-Golgi network. The record is from RefSeq and is a predicted model, not a curated record. Gene Ontology annotation, biological process: protein localization to Golgi membrane; intracellular protein transport; vesicle-mediated transport.